Molecule: messenger RNA, 1491 nt
Organism: Aspergillus tanneri
Lineage: Eukaryota; Fungi; Ascomycota; Eurotiomycetes; Eurotiales; Aspergillaceae
Exons: 4
Coding region: 1-1491 (496 amino acids)
Source: RefSeq, a predicted model, not a curated record
AUGGAAAAGACAGUCUCUCUGCCAGCUAAAGUGGUGCAGCUGAUUAUUACUCUGAUAAGAGAUGCUCCGCUGCUACAGAAACCACGCAGUCCAUUCGGGAAUCGCGCAACAAAGCCCGCAAAACUCGCCCCGUACGCGGUCGUCUCUCGACAAUGGCAGGCAAUCGUGGAGCGCCUGAUCUGGCAGCAUAUCACCGUCAGCGGAAAAGGCUCGCUGGAUCAGCUGAAGGUAUUCACCUCCGGUGGUGACUCUUGGCGGCGCGCACGAGCGGGUUAUAUUCGACGCAUUCUCUGGUCGCCCGAGAUCACUAAUAGGCGGGACCUUCUUCUGCAUGCAGAGAAGACUCAGGGGCUUCUUCCCUAUUGGUAUCUUCGGCGAUGUCGGAGCUCUAUCCUUGAGCUGUUUGAGUUACUGGAUGCAUGGAAAGAUCGUCGGGCCAGUAGUAUUGAAUUGUCGCUUUGGUUGAGUAAUAGCGAUUACCUCGAUGUUGGCGAUAACGAUGGGGAUAUCAAGCAGGAGGAAUGGAAGUCUCUAAGUAUCAGCCGGCUGUGGCAAAAGGGCCAAGUCCCUAAUUUGUUGCAUCUGGCUGAAGAUGACAUGCAGAAUAUACCCGCUUCGCCGUAUAUUACAUGCUUUAGGCUGCACGAGGCUAGAGACAGCACUGUUCGACCGUCAGCUUUUUUUCGCCUUCUUAGCUGCUUUCCUUACGUUAAGCAUGUUUCUGGUGGAGAGGGCCGAUUUGUCCCACGAGGAGCGUUACAGGCUUUGGCAGACCAGCGGCAAGAGGUUAUCGACCAUCUAUCUUUGGUUCCUGGAUCAGUAGAAAUAUUCACGUAUUCAGUCUCAGCCCAGCGUGAAAUAUCACUUAAUCCCGCUUGCUAUGCAGCCAACUAUCUUUCUUUGCACGGACUAGACGACUUUUCCAUUGCCUUUCGGACCUUUAGCACGAGACUUCGGGAGCUGCAUCUCGAAGGCGUCCGAAUCAGCAGUGCGCUGUUUUGGCCUGUCGCAGAAGAGGAGGUUAACAACGUGAAGUCUAUAUAUUGGCCAAACCUGGAGGUUCUUACAGUCCUAGAGGCCCCUCCGUACACAGCAGAUGGAAAGUGGAUCCUUGACUACAACCCCAACAAAGACUGGGAGGGAGAUCUGGAUAAGGAUUCUUUCGAGCCCUGGCAUUAUGACAGGGAAUACUAUGCUCUGCGGGGACUUAUCAAGAGCCAUGACGUCGACCGGCUCUACGAGUCAAUGGGCCUUGCGGUGCGGAGAAUGCUACGACUGCGGAAACUAAGAUUCUCGUUCCGGGGAGAAAUUGGAGAGAGGGGCAGUCAUGAGUACCUGGAGUUUAGGAGAGAUUUAACAACAGGCAAGGCUGCAUUGAAGAUCAGCACUGAGUGGGAAUAUCGGAUGGCGGAGAAGGUUCUGUCUACCUGGGGAUUAAAAGGGGAGAAGGCGAAGGAGUUUCGGGAGAGGUGGUCGGUUUUGCUUGAUUAA